Molecule: messenger RNA, 3015 nt
Organism: Trichobilharzia regenti
Lineage: Eukaryota; Metazoa; Platyhelminthes; Trematoda; Strigeidida; Schistosomatidae
Source: the annotation of a GenBank genome assembly
UAAGAAGAAACAUCAUGUUCCCCAUUGUGUCAUAUGAACUUAUCUAACUCAAAUCACUGAAUUUAGCAUUCAACUGUUCAGAUCACAAUCGUCACUAUCGUGUUAGCUAAGAAGAUGAAUUCGCCGAAAAGAGACUCUUCGUUGAAUUACGUGUUUUGUUUUUCACUAUCGUGUCAGUCACUUAAUUUAGUCAGUACAUAUUCGUGGGCUCACCUAUGCUAUUCUGUAGACCUUAUCCAGUACACUUAGGUAUAUAUUUAUUAGGACGGUGGUCUAUAAUCAAACGAAUCUCAUACUGAAUUUGGAGUUCGAGUGUAUUGGAUGAAGUUCGCUGCGAUUGUAAAUGACUAUGUGCUAAUCAUUUUUUUCUUUACUGAACAUGUUUCUUCAACCUGUAUCGACCUUUGAUGAAAAUCUUGUUUUAGUCAAUGUAGCUUCCUCAUUCCGUAUACUUUUUUUCCCUAUAAAUCUACUACUUGUUUGUGAUGAUCUGUUUUAUGCAAAACUGAGUUCUUGGUGGUGUGAUAUAAUCUCUUGUUAAUUAUCCAAUAUCUUUCGUAUAAUGUUGGAAAUUCACUGUGUAAUUAUUCUUCAAACUGUAGUGAACAGUCUAGCUUAGCGAGGCCGUUAGUGAAUAGAGAAAGUUAAUUUGGGUGACAGUGAUUUGGAGUGGAAUUGAGGAUGGAUACUGCAUCUUAUUUGGGACUCAUCAACCGGGUUGUACCUCCAUUUCCAAGGGGCGAUGGUGUGUCCGCUAAGACUCCAUCCUUGCAUCGAUCGUUUCAAAUGUCAGAUCAUUAUCCAUUUGGGUGAGAAAAGCUAUCUAGUACGGCGUUCGUACUAGGAACUGACAUGUCUUUUGAAGAUAGAGCAUUUCUGUGUAACUUGAUCAAUCAACCGGAAGUGAAAAUUAACCCCAGAACUAAUAAUUAAAAGUUAUUUAUCCUAUUGUAUCUGUUAAGUGCACAAUAUUUGUCUGUUUCACUAAACUCCAUUAGUCAAGUAUUUCAUCCAAGUCGUUUCACCUGACAACACAUUGUUGUGUAGUAAAAGCCCUUCAUUAUCAUUGUGAUAACAGCUGUAAAUAGUGAUGCUGGUAUUUUACAAUUCUACACUGUGACUCUUCUCUUUUCAUAUUUCCUCUUUGCACUUUAGUGUAUAAUAUGUGUUUUGUUUCCUUAUUUUCAACUGGUGAUAGGAUUCUACAGAGGUUUCUUACAAAAUAUCCUUUUCUCGUGUGUUGAGCAGUACUCGUAUUUCAGAGUUAAAUGAUUCUGAUGCCGGUAAUUUAUCAAAAUUAGGCAAGCGUAGACAACGAUUGCGUGUUUUGGAUGACGAUGAUGAUGAUGACGACGAUAAAAGCGAUAAAGAGAAUGAAUACAACGCUCGUGAGAUGUCAACUUCCCUUUCUAAUCUACCUUCAUCCAUUCCAGUUGUUGCGUCAAGCAGAAUUCCACAAGUUGAAGAAUCUUCUUCGUCAGAAGGUGAAAGACACGACGUUUAUGAAUCAGACGAAGAGUCUCGUAGCGUCACAGAAGAAGAAGAAGCAGAUUCUGAUGAUAACAGACCUAACAGUUUAUAUUCAAUAAAUAAGUAUAGUCGGCAAGAUGGUUUGAGACGCAAUGCUGUACACCGUGCUCAUUCACCGAGUGAUAAUCGUGCAAGGCCUACAGAAGAUGAUGGUGACGAUGUUCAAGAACCACUACCCGGUGCAGAUGAUGAUGCUGUGGAUAUUGGUGUUUUGGAGAGACUACGUAAAAUGUCUAAAGGUGCUGCUAAACGAGUUGUCAAAAAUCCACGUCCAAAAUUAGAUCCACAAUGCUUGCUGAGUAACAAAGGCUUACCUGCUUUACUUGACGAUUUCAAGAAGGUUAAAUUUCGUGGUAAAGGUCAUGAGUUUCAAGAUUUAGAAAAGUUGUUAUAUGUGUAUGAAGCAUGGGCAAAUCGUGUAGUGCCAAGAUUAACUUUUCCUGAAGUAGUUGAACGUUUAGAACAUGUUGGCAGUAAACGUGAAAUACAUGUUGCUUUAGAUCGACUUCGAAAUGGUAUUUGGCCACCGUAUGCAAGUAAUGAACAAGUAGAACCAUCUGAAGAUGAGAGUGAACGAGAACAUGAAGAUCCAGAUGCUUUGUGGAGAAGUGUUAUAGAAUCUGUUCCUCAGGAGUGCUACUUAUAUGUGGAUUUACAGGCUAAUUAUUUCCAAAGAGGUAAUACACCCACGGCUAAAAAUACUCCGCCUAAAACAAAUGACGUGUUUAAAGAUCUAAACUCCACAGACUAUCAGGAUACUCAAGAUUCAAUUGACGACUCCAAUUUGCACCUACCACAAGCAUCUACUUCGUAUAGUUCUGAAUCACGUGUAGAAAGAAAUAGACGUUUAGCUUUGGAACGGCUAGCAGCUCGAAAAUCUUCUGCUGGAACACUUAUUACUAAUAAAUUAAAAACACCGACCAAUCAUAUAUUGAAGAAUGCAUUGAAAGCAGCCAUCAGUGCUGCACCAUCAUCAUCUAAUAGUGAACUUACCAAUAAACUAUCCUCUGAGUUUAGUAUAAAUGAAAAGUCAGACGAUAUCAAUUCAUCGAAUACAUUAACACAGAAUUCAAAUGCACAUAACACCACACUUGUUGAUACCAUGUCUAGUCAUACAGUUAUAAAUGCUACCAAUGAUGAUUUGCAUCACUCUGUAUUGGAACAGUUUUCAGAAAAUCAUAAUGAUGAUGUUUUAUCAACUGUUCUACAAGAAGUAGAAUCACCAUGUUAUGUGGAUGAGUCGAAUCUUGUUAUUGAUCUCAGUUAGAUUGUAUUCUUAAUGUUUGUUGUGUGUCUCUUGCAUUUAUGUACUAUUUUGGUUUUUUGAAAAUAAGCCGUGAUACAUUUCAUUUUCACACUUGCUAUGUGAACAUCCUAAGUUUGUCGUUUCAUUUUCAGUGAAAUCAACAAUCGUGCAGUUUUAAUCUUUUCAGAUAUUUGUUUAUUUUAUAUCUAAUGAUGGAAUCAUUAUACUACUUCAUAAAA